Messenger RNA from Populus nigra (black poplar), 1374 nucleotides. Its product is annotated as RHOMBOID-like protein 10, chloroplastic. Bases 142 to 1119 code for a protein of 325 amino acids. Lineage: Eukaryota; Viridiplantae; Streptophyta; Magnoliopsida; Malpighiales; Salicaceae. Gene Ontology annotation, molecular function: serine-type endopeptidase activity. The transcript is spliced from 9 exons. Gene Ontology annotation, cellular component: chloroplast membrane. The record is from RefSeq and is a predicted model, not a curated record.
UAAAAGGCAAACCAAACACUGCCUAAGUAACGUGAUCCAGUUGGAUCAACCCAAGAUUAGUCCACUGGCCAGAGAACAGAACAUGUGGUUUUCUCCAAGAGCAAGAAGCAGCGAAGGAGGCAAUCGGGAAAGAGAUAGGGAAUGAUGGGGUCAUCACUAUCAGCUUCUCCGCAGCCGAUGUGGCGGGUCCCGAUACAACCCUUGAAUCUCAUUACAACCGUCGCUUCUCUCCGCUUUGGCUUCCUUGUGCACUCCUCCUUCAAGAAUAUCUCUCAUCUCUAUCAUGUUCCUAGAUUGAAGGAUGUGUGGCAUGAAAAGGCCUCCCAGUUGCAGGGAAUUGACGUUCUUCAAUUUUCAAAUGAUGUCUUUGCAUCCACAUGUUCAUCUUGCUUGUGUUUCUUCAAUGGAGGAGGGACUAGAAAGGGCUUUAGAAAUGAGGGAUCGCCAAACUUGGAGACAUACGGGAGAAGUUCAUUUAAUGGAAGACAAUGGACUAAUAUUCUUCUCGCUAUCAAUAUCUUAGUUUAUUUUGCGCAAAUUGCUACCCGAGGAAAGCUGUUAUUCUGGGGUGCUAAGGUUAACAGUCUUAUUGACAAGGGACAAUUUUGGAGGCUGGCCACUUCUUCUGUUCUGCAUGCAAAUAUUGGGCACCUCAUGGUUAAUUGCUAUUCUUUGAAUUCUGUUGGUCCUACCAUUGAGAAUCUUAGUGGCCCAAGGAGAUUUAUUGCAGUUUACCUCACCUCUGCAAUUGCAAGUUCAGCAAUGAGUUACUGGUUCUGCAGAGCACCUGCAGUCGGGGCCUCAGGAGCCAUCUUUGGAUUAGUUGGAUCUCUUGCAGUGUUUGUCAUAAGACAUAGAAGAAUGAUCGGAGGUGGCAAAGAAGAUCUACAGAACAUAGCUAAAGUGAUAUUCCUCAAUAUGAUGAUCGGUUUAUUAACAAAAGGCAUCGAUAACUGGGGACAUCUGGGAGGCUUGCUUGGUGGAGUUGCCACAUCUUGGUUUGUUGGACCUGCAUGGCAGUAUGGCACCCAGUCGCAUGAUGGUCGAAGAGUUUUCGUAGACAAGGCACCAAUCAGGUAUCUGACCAACAGAAAGACAGAACCGAAGAACUUUGGUUAAAUUGUUGAUUUUGCUGUGGAGCUCCGGUGGACUGUAAAUAAGAAAGGCCCUGUUCAAUUGAAUUGAAUGCAAAUUGGCUAUGCCUUGCAUUAUGCUUUUUGUGCAGUGGCUUUAAUUUUCUCUGGUGAUAGAACUAGUUUUCUGGUGGGAUACCAUUAAAAUCUUUAAAAUAGAUGAAAAACCAAAUAUGAAGAGCUGAAAGGGAAACUGGAUUUCUAAUUUUAUUCAGAAUAUAUAUGUUCUUGCUUAGCAAAA